This is a messenger RNA of Paramuricea clavata, 2948 nucleotides long. The record is from the annotation of a GenBank genome assembly. Lineage: Eukaryota; Metazoa; Cnidaria; Anthozoa; Malacalcyonacea; Plexauridae.
AUGAAUAACCGACAAGGACUUACGGACAAAAUAAGGGAAUGGUACAACUGGCUAACCACCCACGUACCGUCAUCCAUAAGGAAAGGUGUAUCCAACGCCUUCAACACAAUGAGGAAGAAGGUAGUAAAACUCUACAACAACAGCAAAGAGGAAGAAGACCAAUGGCAUGACGCAAUAAAGCACCAGAAAACGGAAGACGAGGACGAACAGUGGUACGACACUAACCCGGAAGAGAAGCUAACACCCAUUCUAACCAAGCAUGGUAUUAAGAAGAAGGUAAAAACGUACGUCAUCAAUCCUAACAGUGCGUACGACCCGGCUUACUUUCUGACCAUCACAAAAGACGAGGUCACAACGCUGAUAAAUUCCGAAACGGAACCAAAAAAUGUAAGCAUAUCCCUAGCAUGCGAAAUUGUAAGAAAUGAUCCAAAAACUGGGGAGGAAGUAUCAACCGUCGCCCACUUCAGGUCAAAAACCCACAAACUUAUCGGUAUAGAUGACGCAGAAGAGGUUCUCUCCAUCAUGAAGGAAAAAAUGCUGAAGUCCUUUUCAGAGUACCAAAAGCGUGGUAGUGGGUGGACGAUCGGAAGGGUAGAUUUACUCGAAAUCCGUAUCGGAGAAUUCCGACCACUUAGGGGAAAAAGACACGAACCCCUACCUGAGUCAAUCAAAAGAAGGAAAGCGAUCGUCAAUAUGAAGAUCAAUGACGAUAAGUGUUUUAAGUGGGCUGUGACUCGCGCGUUGAAUCCUAUUAACAUCCAUCCCGAAAGAAUUUCAAAGGAACUCGAAGAACAGUCCAAAAAGCUAAAAUGGGAAGGAACAGAGUUCCCAACACUCCUAAGUAAUAUAAAAAAAUUCGAAGAAAAUAACAACAUCGGUGUAAACGUAUUCAGUGCCGAUGAGAGUCUAAAGGUGUACCCGUUAAGACUAACCAAGCAGUCCAACCCUAUAAACGUAUUCCUAUGGAAGAACCACUACAGUGUUAUCAAGGACCUAUCCAGACUCGUAAGCGCACAGAUUAGUGAGGGAAAGCGCAGAAAGUACAUCUGCAACGUAACCGUUGCCUCAACGCAUUUGGUUUGGAUGAGCUUCUAGAAAAGCAUCUGGCCGGAGUUAUGUUCGGACAAUGAUUAUCAGAGGAAUGAUUAUCAGAGGCUUGAGUAUCCGGAACCCGGUAGUACCAUCAAGUUCGAAAAUUAUGAGAAAACACAACCCGUUCCGUUCGCCAUCUAUGCGGAUUUUGAGUGCUACAUUGAAGGGUUGGACACAGUGGAACAAAACCUCAACAAGUCAAGCACCGUCCAAUAUCAGAAGCAUGACCCCAGCGAUUUUACUACUACAGGGUGUAUCAAAAUAAACGCAAUUCAUCUUUUGUGCUUAAUAACUUUCGAAAUACUAUUUCUAGUUAAACGCUUUUAGGCUUACUUCAAAGCCUGUUCUUUUCUCUUUCAAACAAACUAUUAUCCUUGUCUCCAAUGCUAGUAAUAAUUGCACAGGAAAAGAUUUAGUAAAACCUAUCAUUUUUAGUUGCCGUUUAAUUAUGCAAGUUUACUAUGUUAUUGUUUAGUCAGUUCAAAUGUUAGAAUUUUCUUCUUUAAACUUUCAUGUUGUCGUCACUACAUCUGGAAAACCACGUAAGAACAAAUUAGAAGUAUUUUAAAAGAGAUCAGGUUGUUUGAAAAUCCUAAACGAAUGCUAAAAAUCGUCAAAACAUUCUGGUGUCUGAGCCAGAGUGUCAUCGAUUUGCGAUGUAAUGUAAACAGAAAUUAUAGCAAGUUGAUGUCAGUCAGCGGUGAAAAUAGUGGAAGAAAAGUCGUAAUUAUACUUAUUGUUACAAUCCAUUUAAUAAAAUGCAACAUUUUUUGUGUUAAUGAAAAAAUCAGUUAUUUUCAUGAGAACGAUUUGUUAUUCCAUCUCAAUUUUUUUAAUCUCCAAUCGCAAUAACGUAAAGUAUUAUUACCCGCGAACCAAUGAGUCAAAUUUAAGAAACAACCCACUGUUAGAAAGCUGAAUGGCUACGCUUUAAAAUGAAUGUAAACUUUAACGUUUUCGUCCAUUAUUUGUUUAGCAAUUUACAUUUCAGUCGAGGAUUGCGCUUUUUUUUAUACACCCUGUAGUACUAUGUUAAGUGUUUCGACAAUUCCAUCUACAAACCCAAGCUGGUACACUACUAUACCCAGCAACAUGAGGGAGAAGACGUUACCAAAAAGUUUGUAGACCUUCUUGAGGAGGAGAUUCGAAACAUAUACUAUAAGUUUAAAACCGCAGAACCCAUCAAGAUGUCUUCCAAAGACAUCGAAGACUAUAAGAACGCAACCAAAUGUUAUGCCUACAACGGAGAAUUCACUCCGGAAAACCAUAGGGUAAAAGACCAUUGUCACUACACCGGGGUAUAUAGAGAUGCGACACACAACACAUGUAAUCUGAGGAUGAAACAACCAAAGUUCAUUCCGGUACUCUUCCACAACCUCGAAGGGUACGAUGCCCAUCUAUUCAUCAGAAACCUUGGGGUAAACAGCGGUGAUAUUAAAUGUAUCCCUAAAACGGAAGAGAAGUACAUCUCUUUUACCAAAGAAAUAGAGGUUGACGAGUUUAGGGGUAAGGAUGGUAAGAAAAAGAAGGUCAAAAGGGAGCUAAGGUUCCUGGACUCGUUUAAGUUUAUGGCAAGCUCCCUGGACAAGGUUGUCAAGGGUUUGGGAAAGGAUGACUUUAGGAAUUUGGACCUAAUGUCAACAUGUUUCACCAAAGAACAAAAGGAGCUGCUCAAACAGAAGGGUGUUUACCCCUAUGAAUACAUGGAUGGUUUCGACAAAGUCGGAAAAGCGUCACUUCCACCGAAAAGCAAAUUCUUUAGCAAGCUGAACAAUGCAGAUAUCAGUGAUGCGGACUACAGAAGAGCCCAAACCGUGUGGAGUACCUUCAACAUGCAAACCAUGAGGGACUACUAA